UACUCCCUUGUCAGUUAGUCAGUUACGUACCCGCAUCGGGAAAAUUGUGACGUUUAGGUUUAUUUGACUCAUAUUUAUUUCACUUAUGCUGUCUUUUUUUAUUAAGUGCCAAUGAUUGUAAGGUUUACUUUAAUUAAAUUAAAAAAUAAAUAAAAUAGUUUCAUUGUCAAACAACAAACUUUCAAAAUAAGUUAAACUAAUGAGAGAAUGAAAAUAUUAUUCAUGUAGAAAAGUUUUAGUGUUACUUGAUAUUUCUUAAAAGUGUUUUUGUCAAAAUGCGGGAAUUUACGAGAAGACAGUGGUUAACUGUGGCGGUUAUUUCUGUUGCUGAUUUUUGUAAUGCAAUUUGUGUCGCACUGCAAGCGCCAUUUUUUCCACAAGAGGCUGAAAAGAAAGGAUGUACAGCGACAGAGUACGGGCUAGUAUUCGGAGUGUUCGAACUGGCAGUGUUCCUCAUUAGUCCGUUCUACGGAGCGCAUCUCAACAAGCUGGGGCCUAAGUUAGUCUUCAACGCGGGGAUUUUGACUACAUCGACAUGUGCUAUUUUGUUCGGAUUACUGGACAAAGUAGACGGACACAUACCGUUCGUAACCCUGGCAUUCACGAUUCGCAUCAUCGAGGCGAUGGGGAACGCGGCCUUCCUCACCGCCUCCUUCGCCAUCAUCGCCAAGGAGUUCCCUAACAAUGUAGCCAGCAUGUUUGCGUCCUUGGAAACGUUCUUCGGUCUUGGUCUCAUCGUGGGACCGAUGCUGGGCGGAGCUUUAUACAAUUGGGGCGGCUAUUCGCUCCCCUUUGCUGUACUCGGCUCCACACUCUUCCUUACCGCCAUACUGUGCUACGUCACUCUGCCGAAGACGUUCGAUGAUGAAGAUAUUAAACCAACAGGGCCAACAAUGAUGUCUUUGCUAAGAAUUCCUGGAGUAUUGCUUGCCGCAAUCAGUAUAAUUUCGACGAGUAUGAGCAUCGGAUUUCUACAGGCGACACUCGAACCACAUUUACGAGAAUUUCACUUCUCCCCAAUAAUCCUUGGCGUGAUCUUCGUAGUCAACGGUGGUAUAUACGCGAUAUCAGCACCCGCUUGGGGCUGGCUCUGCGACCACCCCUACAUCAAGCCCAAGUACAUCACCGUGGUUGGCCACAUGUUCGUAAUUGGUGCUUUCUUACUUGUUGGACCUGCGCCUUUCAUUGAUGUCACUCCCUACACAACAACGAUGCUCUGGCUCAUAAUUUGCGGUCUGGUGCUACACGGUCUUGGAAUCGGAAGUCUUCUGGUUUCGUCAUUCGCUGAUGCCCUUGGUACUGCAAUUUCGUGUGGAUUGCCAAACUCUAUUGAAACCUAUGGCCUGGUGUCUGGUAUGUGGACGUCUACCUUCGCGCUGGGCGCUUUCAUCGGCCCCACUGUGUCGGGCUUGCUCUUCCAAUUCAUCUUCUUCAGAGCUUCCACUUAUUUUAUUGUCAUCCUUCAUUUCUGUGUAAUGGCGGUAGUUCUCCUGUACCUAUGCACGUGUGACCGCUACAAGAUGGAGGUAUCUGUGUCAGCGGGUGACCUCAUGCAGUUGGACGGCACUCUUGACGAGAGCGUGCUGAUUGGAGAUAAAUUCAUCGUACCUCCUCCUAAACCUAAGAGUCGCCGUUACGGCAUAAGUGUGGAACAGUCGCGGCCUCCAGCGAUGAACAGCCUGAUCGCCUGCUCCAGCUACAAGAACCGUCGCAGCCCGUGGAGCCAGCGCACGCCGCGCUACCGGCCCUCCUACGGCAGCCUCGACCAUCGCUUCCGUGCCUCGCUCUCCGUUACAUAGUAGCAUAAUGUAUUGCCAUUACUUUACUACAUUAAUUAACCACAGAAUACUAGGUAGAUGAAGAGUUAAUCGUAACAAGCUCCAAACAAACGUAGUUUUGUUUCUCAUUGAAUAUCAAUCAAUCAAACUCAAUGAUCUUGAAAUUAAUAUCUGUAGCUGUGGUUUUCAAAAUGUUUGUAAAAAUACGUAGUUCUUACACAGGCUCAAAGAUUUACCUACAAAUGUUUGAGGCCAUGUAACUUUGAAACCACUCAUUUUUACGGAAAUUUGGCAAACCAUAGACACAGAACGUGAUCUACAAAAUUUAGUCAAGUCAAUAUAUCUCUACUCUUUCUCUCUCUCUCUCUUUUAUAAGGCUCAAGUACCCAUCAUAAUCAUCGUGUUUGGGCUCGUUAGAUUUGUCUUGAAAAGCGCUGUAGGUCUAAAAUCUAGAUGAUACCUACGGUCUCGGGAUGGAUCUGGGAAAUGGAAAUUCUUUUUAAUACAUGAUUUAAAUAAAAGCUUGUUUUAAAAAGGUUUUUUUAUAGCCUUUAUUAAACUACUGCUUACGACCAUCCAAGGGAUUAAUAACUUCUGAUUAUUCACGACAGAUAAUUACGGAAUAUAUUUACUUAUAUAAUAUUAAUAAAGUACUUCAUUGAUAAUAAUUGGUACAAUACUAAAGGUGUCACAGUAGGUAUACGACAUUUUAAUUAUUUAGCAUAUAAGGUAUAAAUUAUUUUUUAUGUAUAUUUUCCAUUCCCAUACAUAAUAUACUUAAUGCCAUUGAUUAUACGUAAUUAUUUUAAUUAUGAGUGAUUAAAUGUGUUUACUAUAAGGACAUAUUUUGUAUAAUUGAUUCUCUUUAAAUGUAACAAAUUACUGUAAAUAUUUUAUUAAAUAGAAAAACAAAUGUU
Molecule: messenger RNA, 2695 nt
Organism: Maniola jurtina (meadow brown)
Lineage: Eukaryota; Metazoa; Arthropoda; Insecta; Lepidoptera; Nymphalidae
Product: MFS-type transporter SLC18B1-like
Exons: 10
Coding region: 276-1799 (507 amino acids)
Biological process (GO): transmembrane transport
Molecular function (GO): transmembrane transporter activity
Source: RefSeq, a predicted model, not a curated record